This is a messenger RNA of Pollicipes pollicipes, 1625 nucleotides long. RefSeq lists its product as uncharacterized. The transcript is spliced from 4 exons. The coding region runs from base 151 to 600 and encodes 149 amino acids. The record is from RefSeq and is a predicted model, not a curated record. Lineage: Eukaryota; Metazoa; Arthropoda; Thecostraca; Pollicipedomorpha; Pollicipedidae. Gene Ontology annotation, biological process: endosomal vesicle fusion; protein targeting to vacuole. Gene Ontology annotation, cellular component: HOPS complex; late endosome.
CUGAAGGCCGCCGUCCGGCUCUGCCAGCGCUCGGCCAGCCGGCUGCCGGACGCCGAGCGGCGCCGCUGCUGGUUCUCGCUGCUCGACUGUGCCGUCGCUCUGCAGCGCACUGACGGCAGAGAGACGCUGGUGCCGCUGGUGGCGGGCGCAAUGAUCGGCCACGUGCCGCUGCCGGACGUCAUGCGCCGCCUGUUCCAGGAGCCGGCCUACUCCAGCAGGGAGUUUGGUCACCUGCGCCCGCUGCUCACAGACCUGCUGCGCACAUGCCAGUACGAACGCGUGCUGUGCGACAGCGCGCGCCGCAUUGUGCAGGCCGACACGUGGCACGGCCACUUGCAGAAGCGGCGCGCCUGGAGCCGUGGCUACGGCGCGCCCGAACGGUGCCACGUGUGCGGCCGCCGGCCCGAUCUGCAAGCGGGACAGAUGAUCGCCUUCAGGUGUGGCCACUUUUGUCAUCCGGGGUGCGCGCCGGAACGGCCGAGCGGACGGCCGUGCGCCGUGUGCGGCGACCGGGCCCGUCCAGUGCCGUCCCCCGACAGCGACCCCGGCCGGCCGACCUCGCCCGACCCCGGCGACCCGGCGCCGGCCGAGGCGACCUGAGGGGCCGCUCAGCGAGACUGCCGAGGUGACACCACUGCCGGCGCCGGGUGUACGGCUGUGGUGGGACCGCUACCUGCGCCGGGUGUACGGCUGUGGUGGGACCGCUACCUGCGCCGGGUGUACGGCUUUGGCGGGACCGCUGCCUGCGCCGGGUGCACGGCUGUGGUGCGACCGCUGCCAGGGCCCGGUCCACAGCUGUGAUGGGACCGCUGCUGGGGCCGGGUGUACGGCUCUGGUGGGACCGCUGCUGGGGACUGCGCGUUUUGUGCAUGGAUUGUUGCGACUAGCUUAACGUUAACGCUGCCGACUGCUUAUUGGGUCAGAAAUGUGCGGUAAAGUUAUUCGAGUUUAGUAACCGAUGUGCUUACUCGAGAUGCAGAUAUCAGGGAACAAGACGCAGAGCCCUUGAAAAUGUUGUGCAGCGUGCAAUGUCCUUGGUGGCGAUUCCACGUGUUACCAUGUACGUGAUAUGGCGUCCCGAAGAGGUACACAAUAUUUUGUUUGUUUUCGCUAUAUUGUGAAGAUUGUGUUUAUUAUGCUUUGGUUCGCGGAAGUGUUAACGAACGACGUCUACAUGACAUACUAGCGCAGCACGAGAAUGGUGCAACACGCACAUUCUCGCCCACCAUUAUCUAUGGAUAUUGUUUUGUGUAUCGUGUAAAACAGCAUCCAGCACCGAUACUCAUGUAUGCGUCAGAGGAUGAUCCGUGUGUUGUUUCGCCUUGUGCUGAGGGGGCUGGAUGCUUUGUCACGCAGGAGGUGUCUGCACUAGGAUGGCCUGCCGUACACGCUUGCCCGAUCGUUUGCCGUUGCAAAGCACCAACAAAGACAUGUUUUGCGCAUGAUUGGAAUGUCUCCACUGACUGGAAGGUGUCGAGCCAGCCGCGCAUCAGGACGCUGAUGGUCGGCGGGCUGCUGUAUAUCCGAACACGUCCUCGGACCGUCGAGUGUCGAAGUUCCCCGCCCCAUGUCAGGGACAUACCGGCCCGGGUUUCGUUGACUGAACAGGAAAUACACAGCGUGCC